Tribolium madens (black flour beetle) is the source of this 2548-nucleotide messenger RNA. RefSeq names its product integrin beta-PS-like. The transcript has 5 exons. The coding region runs from base 1 to 2358 and encodes 785 amino acids. Gene Ontology annotation, molecular function: integrin binding. Gene Ontology annotation, cellular component: integrin complex; cell surface; focal adhesion. Lineage: Eukaryota; Metazoa; Arthropoda; Insecta; Coleoptera; Tenebrionidae. The record is from RefSeq and is a predicted model, not a curated record. Gene Ontology annotation, biological process: integrin-mediated signaling pathway; cell migration; cell adhesion mediated by integrin.
AUGCUUGCUUGUAGAACAUUAUUUUUUUCUCUUUUUGUUGUUUUUACAUUGGGUGAAAAUGGAAUAAAUAAUAAUUGCCGAUCAAAGGACACUUGCGAUGUGUGUAUACGAGAACCGGAUUGUGUUUGGUGCAUCAAACCAAAAUCCGAAAUACAUUGCAUUCACAAAAAUCAAAUCGGAGAUAAUUUGUGUGAUAAAGAGCAUGUCGUAAAUCCGAGGAGAGAAAUAACGAUUUUGGAAGACAAACCGUUUUCAAACACGAAAAAUGGAGAAGCUGUUCAAAUUAGACCCCAAAAAAUCAAACUAAAAUUAAGGAAAGGAGAAGAGUUUUCUCUACCUUUUCAAUACGCCCAAGCCGAAAACUAUCCAGUGGAUUUAUAUUACAUAAUGGAUCUUUCAGCUUCAAUGGAGGAUCACAGAGAAAAGCUUGCUAAACUUGGAGAUAAGCUAGCCAAAACGAUGAUGAACAUUACCAACAAUUUCCGUUUAGGUUUUGGUAGUUUCGUUGAUAAAGUUGACUUACCUUUCGUGAGCACAGUACCACAAAAAUUAAAAACUCCCUGUAAGUUAAACAAAAACGGCAAAACGGUGAUUUGUGUUUCCCCAUACAGUUUCAAAAACCACAUUUCUCUGACCGAAGAUUAUCGAAAGUUUUCGGAACAAGUGUUUCAAGCCCGAGUUUCAGGUAAUUUAGAUUCCCCCGAAGGCGGAUUUGAUGCACUCAUGCAAGCAAUUGUAUGCAAAAACAGCAUCGGUUGGCGAACUCAAGCAAGACAUCUAAUUGUUUUCUCCACUGAUGCGGAGUUUCACAUUGCCGGAGAUGGAAAAUUAGCCGGAAUUGUGGAACCCAAUAACGCCCAAUGCUACAUGAAAGACAAUAGUUACACUCAUGACCUGGCGUUUGACUAUCCAUCGGUGUCGCAAAUAAAUCAUGUAGCUAAAGAAAAUAACAUAAAUAUAGUUUUUGCUAUUGUCAAUAAAAAACGAGUUGUAAACAUUUAUAAACAACUUUCCGAAUCUAUCGAAAAUUCCAAUAUUGGGGUUUUAGAUGAAAAGUCGGAAAACGUCAUUAAUUUGGUGUUGGACAAUUAUAAUAAAAUUGUUGAUUCCGUAACAAUAUCUUCAAACAGUUCAAGUGACAUUGAAGUAAAAAUAACCUCGACUUGUUCUCAUCCCAAAAUAAACGGGUGCACCAACAUCCACAUAGGCGAAAUUGUCAACUUCACUGCCAUAAUAAAACCAUUGCAAUGCACCAAAGGGUCAAACAAUCACAUAAUAACAAUUAAACCAGAAGCGCUAGAUGAGAGCAUUGUCAUAGACUUAGAAGUCCUCUGCGACUGUGAUUGCACUUCUCAAGCAUCAAAUUCGGAAAAUUGCUCGAAUUCUGGAGCCCUCCGUUGCGGUGUUUGCGACUGCAACCCAGGCUUCUUUGGAAAAACCUGCGAGUGUAGCAGGGAAACCUCGGAUUCUGCUGACAUCUCCCUCUGCAAAAUCAGCAAAAAUGACACGAGAAUUUGCUCAGGUUUGGGUUUUUGCAGAUGCGGUCAAUGCCAAUGCAACCAACGUAGCAAUCCUGACGAGAAAAUUUUCGGUAAAUACUGCGACUGCGAUAACUACAGUUGCAAAAGGGUGAAUGGGAGGCUGUGCUCGCAGAGGGGCUCCUGCGAAUGCGGGGGGAUUUGCAAGUGCAACGCUGGAUGGACCGGAGAUGCAUGUGAGUGUCCAGACAACGACAACAACUGCAUUAAACCGGAUAACAAUCUCGUUUGCAACGGCCAUGGACGUUGCAACUGUGGCAAAUGCGAGUGUUUUGACGAGGAAGUGAGAUAUUCGGGGAAAUAUUGCGACGAAUGUCCAACCUGUGAAGGCCAGAGAUGUGAAGAAUUGCGCUCUUGUGUUGAAUGUCUAACUUACAAGAGUGGAAUUUUCAACGAGGAAGAGUGUCGAAUCAACUGUACGUUUUUCCAGAGCGAAGCUGUUGACAAAUUGGAAAAUAGUCAAGAUAGUCAAGUCAAAACUUGUACUUUGGUUGAUGAUAAUGACUGUACUUUUGCUUUUCAAUAUGAGUACAUUACCGAAAAAACAUUGAAAGUAGUAGUUGAAAAAGAAAAAGUCUGUCGAGGACCACCUAACCUUUUAGCUUGGAUCUUGGGUGUUAUUGGAUCAGUUCUAAUGGCAGGAUUGAUUUUAUUAUUUAUUUGGAAGUUAUGCACCACCGUUCAUGACCGAAAAGAGUAUGCAAAGUUUGAAAACGAAAGAAAAAAAAUGCAGUGGCACAGAAACGACAAUCCUCUUUAUAAACAAGCUACAUCUACUUUUGCAAAUCCUCUUUAUACUGAAACGAAUAUACAUAACUGAAUGUACUUGUUCGAAAAAUUUUUAUGUUAAAAAAAAUUGUUAUGUAUACAGGGUGUUACAGCGAGUUGGAAAAGUCCAAUUGUAUAGGACAUUGAUAGAAACUAAUCUAGUGCAUCACCUAAAAUUAUUUUCAACCAUACAGCAUGUCUCAAAAAUAAGUUACGAUACAAACGCUAAACUUUUAUUAGUU